Molecule: messenger RNA, 626 nt
Organism: Closterium sp. Naga37s-1
Lineage: Eukaryota; Viridiplantae; Streptophyta; Zygnematophyceae; Desmidiales; Closteriaceae
Source: the annotation of a GenBank genome assembly
AGAAGUGGGAGGGGUUAGAUGUGUGUGAGCAAUUCACGCUGCAGCAGAUGCUGAGUGCCACCAACAACUGGUCGGAGGACAAUGUGCUGGGCAAGGGAGGCUUUGGCGUUGUCUACAAAGGCCGCUCGCCACAGGGCCAGCUGUGGGCCAUUAAGCGAUCCACCAUCAUGACCAACGACUUUGAAACGGAGGUGCGAGCCAUGGCCUCUCUCCACCACACGCAUCUCGUGCGCCUGCUGGGCUUCUGCCUGGACCAGAACGUGGAGACGGGCAAGCAGGAGCAGAUCCUCGUGUACGAGUUCAUGGCCAACAGGGACCUCGAGUCCCACAUCCAUGCGAGCAAACGUCCGCUCUCCCUGCGCCAAAGGUUGCGCCUCGCACAGGGAGCAGCAGAGGGCCUGACGUAUCUGCACGGGUUUGACACACCCAUCGUUCACCGCGACAUCAAGCCCGCUAGCAUCCUCGUGACUGGAGACAUGCAAGCCAAGGUGGCUGACUUUGGCCUGCUCAAGCGCCUCACUCACGGCGAUGCUGAUGUCACGCGAGUGGCCGGCACUCCGGGCUAUGUGGAUCCGGACUACAGCCGCACCCGCGUCAUCACUGUCAAGAGUGAUGUGUUCAGGUGA